ACACCAUUGGUAGAUUGGGAGAAAGUCGGACGUCGUCGAUUCGCUAUUGUUUAUUGUCACUCAAAUGUCUCUCCGCCAAAGCGUUAUGAAGCUUUUCUCGUCCUUGGUAUUUUUGUAGGUUAUAUUGAUAUUAGCACAAGAUCGAGUAAUUUAGCUGAAACUGUAGAGGCGGUAUAGUAACCUGCGUUGUUAUUCUACGGAGGAGGUGUAACCAUUCUUCCGCGGUUGCAGGGAUUUAAGCUGCGUUAACGUUAGUUGAGGCCUGGAAGUUUGUUAGCUAACGUCACACUUAACUAUUGGAACACAUCAGAUGAUACAGCCUAUCCUGUCGUGAGGCCCUUAACCCAGAAUGCACUCUGACCUGUCACCUCACCUGCACACUGAUGAGUGCAAUGAACUAAUAAGUCUUUUGAGGCAGUGCCACACAGAGCACAGUGUCCUGAAGUUCUUUGGCACGUGCAAUGAUGCAGACCGUGCUAUGCGUAACUGCCUGAAGACAGAGAGACUGGAAAAGCAGGCAAAAAGCAGGCAGCAUGCACAAGAGAUGAAAAGGAAGCUGAAAGCUGCGUCCAAGGAGCAUCCCUGAGGGGCAUUUUACUGCAACUUUGCUCCUGGAACUGCAA
Molecule: messenger RNA, 623 nt
Organism: Monopterus albus (swamp eel)
Lineage: Eukaryota; Metazoa; Chordata; Actinopteri; Synbranchiformes; Synbranchidae
Gene: cmc2
Product: C-x(9)-C motif containing 2
Exons: 4
Coding region: 350-586 (78 amino acids)
Cellular component (GO): mitochondrion
Source: RefSeq, a predicted model, not a curated record